Molecule: messenger RNA, 5245 nt
Organism: Manis javanica (Malayan pangolin)
Lineage: Eukaryota; Metazoa; Chordata; Mammalia; Pholidota; Manidae
Source: RefSeq, a predicted model, not a curated record
AGUGGUUCUUGGUCAGAUGCAGGGUGUGUGCGAGAUGGUUGGCUGUUCAAGCCUGUGUGUGUUGUCGUGGACACCUGGUGGCCAGGAAAGACUUCCUGGGUGUCCCGUAAGGCUUGCUGACCUGUCUCUCUCACGGAUGGCCUAGGAAUGCUGCUCUGGCCGCCACAGACUUCUCCACCCAGGUGAACUCCUCGUCCCUGAACUCGCCGCCAGGGCGUGGCUCCAUGGCUGCCCCCUCGCUGCACCCCUCCCUGGGGCCCAGCCUCGGCUCCUCGCUGGGCUCCCCAGGGCAGCUGCACUCGCCCAUCAGCACCCUGAGCUCCCCCAUCAACGGCAUGGGCCCGCCCUUCUCGGUCAUCAGCUCCCCCAUGGGCCCUCACUCUAUGUCGGUGCCCACCACACCCACCCUGGGCUUCGGCGCAGGCAGCCCCCAGCUCAACUCGCCCAUGAACCCUGUGAGCAGCAGCGAGGACAUCAAGCCCCCUCUGGGCCUCAACGGUGUCCUCAAAGUCCCGGCCCACCCCUCAGGGAACAUGGCGUCCUUCACCAAGCACAUUUGUGCCAUCUGCGGGGACCGUUCCUCAGGCAAGCACUACGGGGUGUACAGCUGUGAGGGCUGUAAGGGCUUCUUCAAGCGGACAGUGCGCAAGGACCUGACCUAUACCUGCCGGGACAACAAGGACUGUCUGAUCGACAAGCGGCAGCGGAACCGGUGCCAGUACUGCCGCUACCAGAAGUGCCUGGCCAUGGGCAUGAAGCGGGAAGCCGUGCAAGAAGAGCGCCAGCGGGGCAAGGACCGCAACGAGAACGAGGUGGAGUCCACAAGUAGCGCCAACGAGGACAUGCCAGUGGAGAAGAUUCUGGAAGCUGAGCUGGCCGUCGAGCCCAAGACUGAGACAUAUGUGGAGGCAAACAUGGGGCUGAAUCCCAACUCGCCCAACGACCCUGUCACCAACAUUUGCCAAGCAGCGGACAAGCAGCUCUUCACCCUUGUGGAGUGGGCCAAGCGGAUCCCACACUUCUCUGAGCUGCCCCUGGACGACCAAGUUAUCCUGCUGAGGGCAGGCUGGAACGAGCUGCUCAUUGCCUCCUUCUCCCACCGGUCCAUCGCCGUCAAGGACGGGAUCCUCCUGGCCACGGGGCUGCACGUCCACCGGAACAGCGCCCACAGCGCAGGGGUGGGCGCCAUCUUCGACAGGGUGCUGACGGAGCUUGUGUCCAAAAUGCGGGACAUGCAGAUGGACAAGACGGAGCUGGGCUGCCUGCGCGCCAUCGUCCUCUUCAACCCUGACUCUAAGGGGCUCUCAAACCCAGCGGAGGUGGAGGCUCUACGGGAGAAGGUCUACGCGUCCCUGGAGGCGUACUGCAAACACAAGUACCCCGAGCAGCCGGGGAGGUUCGCCAAGCUGCUGCUGCGCCUGCCGGCCCUGCGCUCCAUCGGCCUCAAGUGCCUGGAGCACCUUUUCUUCUUCAAGCUCAUCGGGGACACGCCCAUCGACACCUUCCUCAUGGAGAUGCUGGAAGCCCCCCACCAAAUGACUUAGGCCCGCCUGCUGGCCAGACCUUCGUGCCCACUGGCCCGGCUGCCCUGCCUGGCCGCCGGCUGCUCUUCUCGGCUGAGCCCCGUCCCCGCCCCUUCUCUGCCUGGCCCGGCAGGCCUGGGGUACAGCCUGUCACUGCUAAGCCUAAGACGUAUCGCCACCCUUUCUACUUCACUGCCACUCAUCUUUGGACCCUGGUGGUGGCUUUCCCGGGGCGGCAGCCGGGGUGGCAAGGACUCGGCGAGCCCCAGCCGGGCCUAUCGGGCUCUUCGGGAGCCAGGGCUUUCCCUCCUGGCCCAGGCCCAGAGCUGCAGCCCCCCAAAAGGGUGGCUUUGUUUUGGUCGCUGUUCAUUGUUCCCCGUGUGGCCUCUUCUGUUCGGAGCGCCGCCCCCUCACCCACCUGGCUGGCCCAGCCCCACACAGGAUCCGGAGGAGGGGGCAGGUCGGGGGCUGGUGUCUGGUGUCUGCUAGCUGCCCUGGGAAGAGGAGGGGUCUCUGGGGCUUCCCUCCCCUCAGACUGAGGGUGAGCAGCCCCUUUCCCAAAGGUGACUUGUGCUUUUUCCCCAUCACUGGCCAGAACAGGAGCUGACCUCUCUGCAGGCUUGGGGGUUCACCUCGAGGUUGCAGGGACUGGGGCCACCCACCCACCUUGGUUUUCUCGUUGCAUCACCCUGGUUUCCACCUUCCCCGCCUCGGGGACCCAUCUAGUGCCAGGCAGCCGGGCCAUAGUGUCCUGCCUCUCCUCAACCCCAGAGCUUCCCUUCAGGCUGUGAGGAAGGCCAAGGCUCACCCCUGGUUCCUAGAGGUCCAGCCUGGUCUCUGGCCCUCCUGGAAACACUCAGGUGUGCCAGCAGGGACUCUGCUGGCCUGUCAUGGGCAGAGGCCACCCCCCGAGGCGGGACUCACAGGGGUGCGAGGGGAGGAGUGCGGCUCUUCCCAGCGGGUCUUCAAGCAGCUGCCCACUCAGAGGGAAGCUGGGGCCUGCAGCAGGCGAGGGCCAGAGGGACUUGUGGGCACCUGAGCCAGGUGGGGAGGGGGCAGAUGGCACCACAUCAUGGUGCUCUUGGUUGAGAGGCCUCCUUUGCUGGCUGGCCGUUCUGUUGAGAAGAGUCUGGGAAUAGGGAAUGGUUGAGAGCCAGCAUCCUUGGGGACAGCCAGCCCAGCUGUUAUCUUGUCUGGUGACAAACUCCACUGGACAUCUCUGUUUGAAGGCACCCCGUCCAGCCCAGUGUGUGUCUGCAGCAUUUUGACCUAACCCAGGCCUCCUGGGGCGUGUGCCUGGGGCCCAGGGGAGCGGGCUCGGUGGGGCUGGCCCAGCUCUCCUGCACUGUCAUGCCGCCGUGUCCAAGUGCUUUCCGUCUUCAUGCCUCGUACCCAGGGGACUGGCAUUUGUCUGCAGUGGACCCUGAGCAGAGAUGGUGCAGGGGUGCGGGCUGGGGCCCUGUGCUCUCAGCCUGAGGGAUGUUCCACAGCAGCAGGCCUCCCUCGUGCCCCCCACCAGCAGCCCUGGAUGGGUGGAGAUGCCCUCCCAGAGGCUGUUUUCCCAGCUGGUAAUGGCACCUGUGGGGCUGGGCAGCGAGGGGUAGGCCUCCAGGCCCCCCUGGGGAAGGAAGUGUCCAUUCUUUGCCUCCAGAGCCCCAGCUGAGCUGAACCUGAGGCACCAGGCAGAAGCUAAGACUCCGCAAACACCUGACCACACCACCCGUACUGAGCAGUGGCUGAAGACAGGCUUUCCUGCCACUCAGGCGCUGCCCUCCCCCGUCACUGGCUGAGGCGGAGAUGGGCGUGCCCAGCGGUCCCCUCUCCAAGGGUUUCCCCAAAAGUCUCGGGAGCCUUUGGGGCAUGGCUGUGACAGGCAGAGAGACAAGGCCCUCUCAGGACUCACUGAUGGAGGCCCCUGGCUGUGGGGACACCAGGCUGCCCCACACCCAACACCCCAGGUGCCUUCUGUAGCCAGACACCAUCGUCCCCGCCCUGCUCCGUCCGAAUGAGGGCGGCCCCAAUGGAGAAAACCCAGAGUUGGGGCCGUGUUGGGGGGUCAGCGCCUUGGGCACGUAGCCUGUAGGGCCCUGGCUGGCUGUCACAAAGCGCUGAGGCCCCCAGGCCACCAGCUUCUAAGCCAGAGAUGCCUGUCCGCACCCUGAGAGUCACGGGCCGCCCUCCCCCUGUGCCUGUCUGCUGUCCUUAAUGCAUACGAUGCUGUCUGGAAAGGUGAUACAUGGGAAAUGGCACCUGACUCGGUAGAGAGGUAGGAUUUUUUAUUUAACCAGACCGUUAGUCAUAUUACCAAUCUGGUUCAAUUAAGGUGAUUUUUUGUAAUUAUUAUUAUAUUAUUAUUAUUUCGGUGGGACAAUCUUUAAUUUUCUAAAGAUAGCACUAACAUCAGCUCAUUAGCCACCCCGUGCCCACCUCGCCUCUGCCCGGCUGGAUGCUUCCUGGGCCCCACGCCUGCCAGCGCCUCUGGCACUUCUCGGCGGGGUCCCCUUCCUUCUGGGACACCCAGGUGGGGCUCCCGUGGCUGAGGAACGGAGGUGACUAUGUCCUGUGUUUGGAAGGUGUUGGUAAAGCCAGGCUCCAGCUUGCUUCUCCUGCUAGGUAUCUCCUUGGAAGCUGGCCUGCCCGGGGACAUUCACCGAGAUGGCCCCUGUGUCAGCUGGGUGGCCCCUGUCACCUGGAAGCACUCGGUCUCCGGGGAAAGACGGCCCCACACCCACGUUUUCCGAGUCUCGGCGUUCCCAAAGGGUUUGGGCUGGCGGGCUGGCAGCUAGUGCCGGAGACCGUGCUGGAGCCCCCUCUUCCAGGGGGCCCCCCUGCAAGCCUGGCCGGAUAUGCAGCCGGUGGGUAAUCAGCUGAUGUUGUCCCCAUCAUGGAAUUCGGGCACAUGGCCUGGCCCUGCCCGGGCAGGUGUGUGGUGUAAAAUAUAUGUGCUGUACAGAGAAACUGCGUGCACAGAGCUGCACGCUGUCAACACAGUGCACAUGUAGCAGUUACCAAUGUUUUGUGUUUAUUUUUAAUCAAGACUUUUCCUGUUUUCCUAUAAAUUUGCUUCAUGUAAGCAAGUACAUAAGGACCCCUCCUUUGGUGAAAUCCGGGUUCGAGUGAAUAUCUCCAGCAAGGAGAUGCAUCUAUUUUAAGAUGCUUCGGAGCAAGUAGUAGCUUUCGCAGUUCCCAGUCCUUAGCCACACCUUAGCUGGGCCGCCUAGCUGACACUUUAGAGUCUGACAGAUACAGAGAGUAAAGAUGAGAGGAAACGUCUAAAGCAUCAGGAAAGGUAAAGAAAUCUAUUUUUGUACAAAUGUAAUUUUAUCCCUCAUGUAUCCUUGGAUGGCAGAGCGGGAAGGGGCUUGUUUCUGCUGCUGGACGCCGAGGACACCCUCUCAAUGGGACGCCGACCGACAGCCAGGCGGGGCUCCGGGCGGCGCGCCGCUCCCCUCUGGCCAGGAGGGGGGCCCCCGCCACUUUCAAGGGUUUUCUACCCCUUUCGAGUAAUUUUCAAGCCUCGCUGUGUUGUGUCGCUGUUGCCAGCCAGCCUUCCGCGACUCUGACUGUGAGAUCACUUCCCUACGGCUGUUCUCUGAAGCGGCGUGGCCGCGGGCGCCCGGGACUGUCGUGCGGCGGCGUUGGAAGUGUGGGAAAGAAACAGGAACGCGAGGGGGAGCAAACAAAGCAUGAGCGUCCAAAAAUACACCACCGUUCGGCUCUCA